UACACCAUGGAGGAUAUUCAACUGAGCAAGGACCAAAUUGCCCAAUUGAAAAUGGGUUUCGACGCUUUCGAUCCUGACAAGAAGGAAAUCAUUAACACUGAUAUGGUCGGUACGAUUCUAGCAAUGAUGGGUAUGAAAAUCCCAACGCAACAGAUGCAGGCGGUCAUCGCCGAAUUUGAUCCCUUCGGAUCUGGCGAGUUGAACUUCCAAGAAUUCUGCAGCCUGGCUUCCCGAUUCAUGGAGGAGGACACAGACACCGAGGCGAUGCAGCAAGAGCUCAGGGAAGCGUUCCGUCUCUACGACAAGGAAGGGAACGGUUACAUCACCACCGAUGUGUUCCGUGACAUUCUUCACGAACUGGACGACGCGUUGUCCCCCGAGGAACUCGACAUGAUCAUCGAGGAGGUGGACACUGAUGGAUCUGGCACACUUGAUUUCGAAGAAUUCAUGGAGGUCAUGACAGGCUAAAUUAUCAGCUUUGGCACGGAGAACCGUGGUCCCCUCGUGUCGGCCACGUCCACGAGCAAAACGGAGCCGCCUGUUUUACACGUGGUGACUGCAAUUUAUUGGAGGCUGUGCACGUAGCCGUUGGCAAAUGUACGAAGUUAAAGGUUCGUAGGUGAUGCCUGCUACGGUGGCGUACACGCAACGUGAAUAUAGCUGGGAAAGUAUUUCUGCCGGGGUACCCGUCGCUUUUGGAGUCACAAUCGGCUAAAAUGUAUUUCUAACUAGGCCGGAAUUAACCCGGGUGCGAGCCGACUCGGUGUCGGGAAACAGGUUUAUAUUGACGGAUAUAAAUCGAUGUUUCUUGUUGCGUUUACACGCUUCUCUCAUCGGGGGGAUAAUAAUACAUUCAUGUUCCACGUUGGACGGACACGGAAGCUCGUUUUGAAUUCGACAACACGGCGAAUCAUAGCUGAGUUCAGAGGUUUGGAUCGCUGUAGGAAGUGAAUCUUGGCGGAAUUGGCUUUAUCAGACUGCGUAGACUUUGUACUUUGCCUGCGAAACGUGCGCUCGCUCAAAAGUGAUAAUAUUUAUAAGUAAUUCUAAUUCAACCGUGACUAAAAUGAAAUGAGAGUGAAUUGUGAUUAAGGAAAAAUAUAAUAAAGCGAUAAAAAAAAUAGCAAAAGUUAUGUGUGUAUGUUACUUUCCCUUUUAUUAUCUUUUAUCGAUUAAUCACUGUGGUAGUA
Messenger RNA from Dufourea novaeangliae, 1190 nucleotides. Its product is annotated as troponin C, isoform 1-like. The transcript has 5 exons. The coding region runs from base 7 to 468 and encodes 153 amino acids. Gene Ontology annotation, molecular function: calcium ion binding; enzyme regulator activity. The record is from RefSeq and is a predicted model, not a curated record. Lineage: Eukaryota; Metazoa; Arthropoda; Insecta; Hymenoptera; Halictidae.